This is a messenger RNA of Funneliformis geosporum, 720 nucleotides long. Lineage: Eukaryota; Fungi; Glomeromycota; Glomeromycetes; Glomerales; Glomeraceae. The record is from the annotation of a GenBank genome assembly.
AUGAAAGACCUUUAUCCAAAAGUAUUAGAGGAGUUGCUUAUUAGACGAAAUUUGCUAAAAAGACGUCUUGCUCUAUUAAAUGAUAAAAAAGAAGAAUUAGAAAAGAAGAUUAAUUUGGCAGAAGAAAGAGGCAUAGUUGUUACAGAUACUUUAAAAUCUAAAUACUCUUCAGUUGUCUUUAAUAUCGCUUAUCUAGAUGUAAAACACCUCACUUUAAAAGUGUAUAUAAAUACAUUUUACGAUGAAGCUGAGAAUAUAUUAGCAAGCGGGAUAAUAUUAGCUGGUCAGCAGAAUAUCAAGCUUAUUGCCAACCUUGUCAGAAGUAAAAGGUUCAGUGUAAAAUAUGAGAAUACAGAUUUCUUAUACUUUGUCUGUCUAGAAGAAUGCUUUCAGAAAUGUGAUAAGAUAUAUGACAAUGAUAAUGGGAUCUCAAAAGAAAAAUAUUGGUCUAGAAUGGUAAACAUCUCUAUGGAAGUAAUAGAAAGAUUUCGUGAUAAAGUUAAUGACUUUUUCAGAAAUAAUAAUGAAUCAUCUUAUCUCAAAAUGAUGUAUGAGGAAGUCUUAUUUUCAGUAGUAUUUACUGAAAAGAAAAAAUACUACAGCAUUUCACAUAAAAAAGACGUGCUCAAAGAGACCAUAAAUGUUAUUUCACAGAUAGACCUUAAUGGAGUGGUUAAAACUGCUAUGUGGAAAUCUGAUAAAAAUAAUAAGAGUAUCUAG